AUGAGUAAAAGGUCAUAUUUGUUAAAACCGAUUGACAGCUCCUUUGAAGCUGUCUUACCUCCUGAUAGCCCCAGAUCUGCGAUGCUGCCACCUUUAAAAUUUCCCGAUAUCUAUAACGCUGUAAUCUCCGAAGCUGUUUCACGCUCCCGCAGUCGCAGUGAGUGUCCAAAAGUUAUUAAAAAAGAGCCUAACUAUGAAAAUAAUUCAAUUUUAUCACAGGCAAUUGAUGGUAUUUUCAAAGUUCUACCUCAAAAUACCAUUGGGGAAGUUAAGGCUUAUGAUCUCGUAAGGCUUUUUAUCAGUCUUAAACUAUCAGUGAAUUCGAAAAGUAUCGUCUCUCUCUUUACAGUAGAUGAAAAUAUACCUUUCCAUACGAUAAAUAUCAGCAAACAUCACCUUUUUAUUAUAUGUGAUGACUCCUAUGCUGAAAAAACGCUUGAGAUGUUAACUUCUGAAAGCAAAAAAGAAAAAAAACUCACACUGAACCAUAGGAAUUACAGAGUAAAAAACUCUCAAUCUGAAUUUGACCAAUAUUUAGCAACGAUUAGGAAUAUCUGGGAUAGAAUUGAUACCGGAAAAGUUGGGUAUUUAUUUUGGCUGGAUAUUGCCAAGCAUUUAGUCGAGCUUGGUAUUGUAAAAAAUAUUUCAAUAGGAAAAAAACUUUUAGCGAUUUUUAAAAACGAUAAUGUGAAAUUUUUGCAAUUUCAAACCCUUUUUAGCAAAGGUUUAAUCAGGAAACUGAUAUUGGAUGUCGCAAAGAUUUUGCAGUCAUCGAAAUCACGGCACAUUUCUCCUUUUAUAGCGAUAUCAACAAGGAGAAGAAAAAUUUUGCUGUCAAACGCAAUCAAUAAAUCUCACAACGAAUUGAGCGUUUUUCAGCAAAUCAAUGAUUUCGAAUCAGAGUACAGUAAAAUUUUCAUUAAGAAUGAUAUAUAUCAUAAUUGUUAA
Blepharisma stoltei is the source of this 948-nucleotide messenger RNA. NCBI's taxonomy places the organism in Eukaryota, Ciliophora, Heterotrichea, Heterotrichida, Blepharismidae. The record is from the annotation of a GenBank genome assembly.